AUGUCCUCUCAAAUUCCUUAGUUGAUGAUAACUGAAUAGCCUAUUGAUGAAUACUAAGAUUUCAUUAAUUAUUCACUAUCAGAUGUUUGUUUUUCAGUUAGUAAAUUUUAGAGUAAAGGUAAUAAUGUAAGUGAGAAUUCAAUCAAUUAAGACUACUAAUAACAUUAAAAUUCAACUCCUCUAUCUCCUAAUAAUAUUAACUUAACAAAACCAACAAAUGAUUCUUCAGACUAAAAAUAAAUUAUAUAGAUGCAACAACGAAAUAGUGUAAGUUCAACUUAAGAAAGAAUAUAUAGAGAUUUUUUUUAAUAUUUUCUGAUUUAAAAAUUUGUACAUAAGAUAUCAUUUAAAAAGAAAUUGAAUUCAAUGUUUGAUAGAUAUCAUUUUGAAGUAAUUAACGAUUUAGGAGCUACAUUUAAUUUAAAUUUAUUUAGAGAAAAUACGAUAAAAAUGCGACCAAUAAUUGUUAAAUAGGUUUAGUAAAUAGAAAACUAAUUUAUAAUAAGAGUAAAUAAAUUAUUAUCUUUGAUAUCUUUAAAAUGGAAUGCUUUCCUCAACAAAAUUCCAUUAAUUUACCCAGAAUCAAAAUUGAAAAUGCUUUGGGAUGCAAUUGUUACUUUGGCAAGAUUUUAUUUUAUAUAUGUUAUUCCAAUGGAUUUAGCAUGGGAAAUGUAAUCAUUUAUGUUUGAUAUUCUAAUUAUACCCACAUCAUUAAUGUUGACUUUAUUGAUAAUUGAUUUUGUUAUAAGUUUUAAUAAUGCCUAUUAUGAAUUUGGAUCAAUAGUAACAGAUAGGAGAAAGAUUGCUUAAUAUGUAUUUACAAAAACAUAUGGACUAGAUAUUUUAUCAGUCUUGAUAUUGAUAACUUUUUUAAUAAUUUCAGUAGUUUAAUCAUAAUAAGUAAGAUUAACUGAAAAUUGGUAUCAUUUGUUGUUGUUAUUGUUUUUAAUUUAAUACAAAAAUAUAUCUAAAUUAUCAGAAUAAGUUGAAGAAGCAUUGAAUUUAUCAAAAUAAGUGAGUUCUUUAUUAGAAUUAGGAAAGUUAAUAUUUUUGUUGUUUUUUGUUUUACAUAUAUUUUCUUGUCUUUGGUUUUGGGUUGGAAGUUAUUCAUAUAGAAAUGAUUAUAAAACAUGGCUUAAUUUGAAAAACUUAGAGGAAGCUGAUUGGAAUAUAUAAUAUUUAUAUUCAUUCUAUUUUUCAACAGUUACAAUGUUUACAGUUGGAUAUGGAGACAUUACUCCUCAAAGUACUUUUGAAACUGUUCUUUGUAUAAUGUUUAUGAUGAUAUGUAGUAUAUAAUUAUCCUACAGUGUGAGUACUGUAGGUGCUAUUAUUGAUAAGAUUUCAUUCUAUACAAAAGAAAAAAGAAAGAAGGUUUAAACUAUUAAUACUUAUAUGUAAAAUAAGAAAAUUAGUUAUGAACUAUAAUUUAAGAUUAGAGAAUAUCUCAAUUAUUAUUGGUAAUGUAAUUAAUAAGAGGAAACAGAAGAAGAAAAAAAUAUAAUUAAUUAAUUAUCAGAAAACUUAAGAGAAAGUUUAUAAUUUGAAGCUAAUUCUAUGAUAUUAAAUAAUUGUCCAUUAUUUAAAAAUCAUUUUAGUGAAUAAUUAAAAAAGAAGUUGGUUAAAAAGAUUAAAUCAAUAGUAGUUUAACCAGAAAAUAUUAUAGAUUUUAAUCAUUUAUUUCCUAGUUAAAAAAUGAAUUAAUUUAUAUGUUUUGUAGAAGAAGGAGAAAUUUAGAUAUUUAUAGAAAAUGAGAUGUAAUAAAAUCAUGUUUCUUAUAAUUCAAUAUCCAUAGUGAAUACUGUUUCAAAAGGAAGUAGUCUUGGUUUAAUGUCAUUCUUAACUGGAAUUAAAGCAAGAGAGAGAUUUAAAAGUAUUGGCUUUUCUAAAUUAUUGUUAUUGUCUCGAGAUGAUUUUCUUAAAAUUAUUCCAGAAUUCCCAGAAGAUUAUGAAGCUUUUAGAGAAAUGCAUGAUGAUUUAAUUUAUAAUUCUGAUUCGGAAUUUCUUAAAUUAGCAUGUUUUUCUUGUAAAAGUGUUUCUCAUAAAGUUAUUGAUUGUCCUUUGGUUCAUUUUAUACCUGAUAAAGAAUAUUUAGUUAAAAAACAUUAAUUUUCAAGAGAAUAAAAACGUAAUGAAACUUUUAAAUUUAAAUUUAGGAGAAAUCCUAAAAGAUAACAUGGAUAUUUUUCAGCUUAUAAUGAUAAUGAUCUAAUUUAAGAAACUAGUGAUUUAUUUUAAACUGAUAAUUAUAAACAAUGUUUAUUUUAUGAGGAAUUAGAUGAAGAAGUUGAUAAAAGUAAACUUUAACAAAUUAAUAUUCCAAGAUCAUCUAAUUAUUAUUAUCUCUAAGAUUCAAUAAAAGAAGAACCUGAAGAAGAUUUUUAAAUGAAUAUGAAUUAUUUAAGUUAAAGAAAAAGUUAAAUAAAUAAAAUUACUAAAAAAUCAAUAUCAUUGUUGGUAGAUGAAGAUUUAGUACCACUUUAGAAUUUUAAAGGAAUUAGUAAAUUUAAAAGAGCAGUGGAAGUAGUUAAAAGUCUAAAUAAAAUAACAAAUCGUAAAAGUUCGAAAGCUUAAACAAAAAAUAUUCUAGCAUCUUUAAAUAGUGAAAACUAUAAAGAGUCAGAAUAAAAAUAAUUGUUAAAUGGAAUAUAGAAGAGAUUAAAAUAUAUUGAUGAUCACAAUAUUGAAUGGAUUGAAAAAGAUAUUUAGGAAAUGGAAUUUCUGAAGUUGAAAUUAUAAAUGCUAAUUAAACUUAAUACUUAAAAACCAGAGAAAUUUGAUUAGAUAGAAAGUGUUAAACAAUAUAAAUUUUAUAAUAUUCAUAACAAUGUUGAUUAAAUAUUGACAAUUUAUAAUGAAUUUUAUAAAGUAAAAUUGAAAGAAUAAUAAAAUAUUCCUUAGGUCUUUAAAUAGUUCGUGAGAUAUUUGAUGUAUCCAUAUUCAUUCAUUCAUAAAUAUAAAUUCAAAUCGGAUAAUUUUAAUGUGAGAGAGAUUAAAUAAGAGGAAUCAAAUUAGAAAAAAAAGAAUAAUAAAUUCUCUAAAUUAUUGACAUUACAUAAAUAAAGUAAAAAUUUAAGAAAGAAACUUAAUGUGAAGAAGGCUUAAAUAUAACCACUAUGA
Messenger RNA from Paramecium sonneborni, 3120 nucleotides. Lineage: Eukaryota; Ciliophora; Oligohymenophorea; Peniculida; Parameciidae. The record is from the annotation of a GenBank genome assembly.